ACUUUGGCGGUCCAGUUGGUGAUCGUCAUUGCCUUCGCACGGUGUGGUACACGCAGCGUAUACGUUUUGGGCGCCCGCGCGCUUACGCCUCAUGGUGUGUCGUCGGUAGAAAAAAAAAAUCAGUUAGCCGGUUUGCAAUAGUAUUAGAUGUGAUAAUCAAUGACAUUUUACCUUGAUUUCUAGUUUUUAUAUUCUAGAAUCGGAAACAAUAAAAAAAAUCAAACGCCGCACAGUACACACGUGAAAAAUCCGAUCAGGUUUGGAAAUUACCCUCAUUUUUAAGGGUUUUCAGAAAAAAAGAUACUCGUGUGGUGAAAUCUGCUAGCAGAAUGUAAUGGACUACUUUUAGCAACUUAAUUAAAAUAAACUCAUCAAUUUGUGAAAAUUCGAAAUUGUGUAUUUCGAAACAUCUGUGCUGAUUAAAUCAAUUAAUGAAUGAUUAAUUCAACCAUAAUAGUUCACAAAAUUCAAUUCUAUGGUCUAAUCGACUAGAUGAAUCGGUCGCGUGGAUGAAUUAUAGUCUAUAGACCUCAAAAACAAUGGAGUUUAUGUAACGAUUGAACGAGUUCACACAAAUGAAUGGGCCGACAAUUUUCGUGGGGUUGGCCAUACUUGUGAUGUUUGCCAACUCCGGUUCUUGUUGUCAACUUUCUGAGUUCAUGUGCGAGACGGGAUACUGUGUGCCCCUAGAUAAAUUCUGCAAUGGGUACGACGAUUGCGGAGACAAGUCUGAUGAGCCUCCUUACUGUUCGCCAUGCAAUCGGACGUACUACGGUGAAGUGAGUAGAACAUACGAGCUGGAAGUCCGAAGACCAAGAGAGGACCGAUUGCCAUUCUUGUGCUUUUUGAACUUUACGGCUGCCGGCAACAAAUUCGGCGACAUUAUACAAUUGACAUUUGACACAUUCACAGUUGGAAGAUUCGUGUCAUAUACAUCAGAUGGAUGUCCAGAUGGUUACAUGUCGAUUAGAGAAUCACAAUUACCAGAUACAGGCGGUCAAUGGUGUGGUAGCGCUUGGGGAUUUACAGUUUAUUACAGUGAAACCAAGUCAAUAAAUCUGACUCUCAUUCUCAGUAAACUUUCAGAACAGGGAAUCGGGUACAACUUUGACUUUAAAUUGUCCUACAAGUUUUUGAAGAAAAGUGAAGCACAUUUGCGAUACGGCAACAAUACAUUUCAAACGUGGCGGGGUCAGAUGAUAGUAGGAAGCUACUGUGACAGAAUACUAGAUCAGUGUGACCGGAAACCAUGCCGAGUGCAAUCGCCCAAUUAUCCUGGAGCAUAUCCUAGAAACGUCACUUGUUAUUAUCGCAUCGAACAAAGAACGGCCCCGAAAUCCAAAAGAGCUUUAAUCGUAGUCAGACAACCCAACGCCCACAAGAUUCAUAUAAAAGAUCAAGUCAUCAACUACGAUAGAAGUCAACGAACCCUCAGGGUAUGGGAUCAGUGCAAUGUCAUUCAAGAUUACCUGACUGUGUACGAUGGGUCUUUAGCCACAGAUCCAGUUUUAGUGAGACUAUGCGGUGGAGAUGUAGUACCAGACAUUGUCAGUUCGGGCCCAAACAUGUUAUUGGAAUUCCACACCUCCGCUUACGACAAUCCAUUUCAUCCAGUGCCACUAAGCUAUUUACCCGGAUUUGAAUUGGAUGUAGAAAUAUUAUUCGUGGACAAUAAGUCGCCUAGCUACGCACAAAAUACCAGCCAGUGUGAAUUCUUCAUAAGACCACUCAAUAAUACCAACUGGGGUCUUUUAGAUAGUCCUAAACAUUCGUUGCCUCCAAACACUUCGUGCAAAUACCAUUUUCAAGGAUUUAGUCAUCAAACUGUAUGGCUAUCUUUUAUUAAAUAUCAUGCAGCUAGCACCGAUCCUAAUGCUUACCACUUAAGUAACGAAUGUAACGCAAGGCUUCGUAUUUGGGAUAAAGUCACAUCACCUAAAACCAAAAAGGCCAAAAACGUACUGUUGGGUGAAUUUUGCAAGGAACAAGAAUUGCCUCAUUUAUGCGAUCACGCUCUAUUGGGUAAUGACACCAGACAUGUUAGACCGUGCGGUUCUAAAGAGUCAUACACGUCAUCGGGGGAUGAACUCACAGUAGAGAUAUAUCUAAAACAAGGAUCUGUACUUUUUCCUUUGCAAUUUCUGUUAAGAUACGAAUUUGUCGACCAGUCAACAGAACUUUUACAAUCAUCUGCAACAUCUGUUGUUACGAAAACAACAGUGUGUGAUAGGACAUUUACUUCCGGUGCUGGUUCCUUUGGGUCACCUAAAAAUGUCUUUUUCUAUGGAAGAGGUGGCCGCCGGAACUUGACAUGUGUAUUUCGAUUUGUACCGUCCUCUGUCAAUGAAAGAGUUCGUAUUACAGUGACUAGAAUGCAUGUGGAUGAAGUCGGUAGGGCUGUUUGUUCUACCGAAACAGAUGCACGGACCGACAGAAUGCUAUGCGCAUACGCAUCCAAAGAUGGUAGUUCAAGUACUAAUGUUCGUGCUUUGUUAAACGUAUCUCAUUUUCCUUGGCCUGACAUGGAACUGCCCAUUGGAUGCGCUUGUUCUAAUCCCCGAAAACCGCACGUUAUAGAAUCGUAUCCCGGUACCACUGUUCAAGUAGAAUUUACUGUUCGGGAUAUGAACGUUACUCAAGACCACCGAGACUUCGGUUUCGCUGCAGAGUAUGCAUUUGACAAAGUACCCGGACAUAUGGCGGUUUCCUGUCUAUCAUUAAGUAAAAAUAGACGAUUACAUGGACCAGGAGGGAUCAUUCAACUGGAUGCCGGUAAUAACGGUCACCGUGGGGUUCAAAAUUGUACCAGCUAUCCGUGGCUGAUAGAACCAUCAUCUGAUGGAAAUUGGUUACAUAGAACAGGUGGUUAUGUUUUCUUAAAACUCCGAGGGUACGAAAUUCCAAGCCAUAGAUGGCAAACUAAUUCUUUCAUGUGUGCCACACGAAACCGAGUGGUUGUGUAUUCGGGGGCAGGGGACGGGCUCAAGACAGCCCGAGUAAUAUGCCCUUUUGACUUAGGAACGGACCAUCAAGUGCGUAGCUCGUUUGAAGCGUUUUCACCGGGUUGGACUGAAACCCUUACUGACGCUCAAAAAUUGCGCACCGACUCUAGGAGUGUAGCUAUUGAGUUCCUCGAGCGAGAGUUUGGCUCAUACGCAGUUACAUGGAUGGAAGUGUCCAAAAUGCCACGAAUUAUGCCUUCAACAAAUGUUUAUGCCAUGUCUUCAAACGUAUACCCCGAAUGCGCUUACAAGUGUCCUGAUCUUAAUGCUUGCAUCAGUUCUAAAUUUUGGUGUGAUGGAAUACCACAUUGUCCAAUGGGAUUCGAUGAAGAUCCAACCAACUGUUCGAUCAGUUCCGGGAUAAUUAACUUAACGUACGUAGGAGUGCUGAUUGCCACGGCACUUGUGCUAUUCACCGUCACUGUCAUAUUGGCGGUAGCUUGUCUCAAGUAUAAAUCUAAAAGAGAUCAGCGAGCGAAAAAUGAUUGCCAUCGACGAAAAAAAGGUGGAGAUCUUAAGGCUGAUCAAACACAUGUUAAUAAACUGACGUUUUUGGAACAAAAUGGUGGUAUGAACAAGCGAUACCCAUCAUCGUCUGACGAUCUGUACUUAGAAUGCAAAGACAGUGUGUGUUGACAAAUUGACGAUGAUCCUGUGGAAACCACAGUUUGAAGUCCGGUUGACGCCACCGGAAAUGUGUUGACCAGGUUCAUUUUAUGGCUAAUAUUCAUUCACGGUACAGGAUAGCUCAAGUGUGAUUACUUCACAAACUUAUGUCAGAGAAAUGAACAUCGAAUUAGUUUUGCAAUGAAUAUCAACUACUUUACUCCAUGUUUUACUUGUGAUGCAAUCUUAUUAAAGUACUUUUAUAAAAAUAUCCCAACACUAAUAAUUUAUUCAACAUAAAAAAUAACUUAUAUUUGUAAUGCUUAAAAAAUGUCACGCUACUCAAUUAACAAACUCAUCUAAAAUUUCCUUUAUUUUUAAUUAUUUUUCAUACAAUUUUUGUUAUUUUACUUCAAAAAAGUUUUUUUAAUAGGUUAUAUUCAAUAAAAAAAAAAAUGAAACACUUCUUUAUAUCUGCCAAUUCUUAAGUUACGUGAGUUUUCUACUCAUAUGAUAAUAUUCCCCCAUUAUAGCAAAAUAAUUUUAUGUACAUAUUUUCAAAUAAUUCAAUUAAAAGUUUUACCUUUAUGUAUAAGAAAUAUAAAUUAAAAAUAUAUUUCAAUAAUUUUAUUUUCAACAUAAUAUGCAAAAAAUUUGAUCAGCUAUUUAUUUGGAAUCGAAUUGAAAAUGAAGUUAUUAAUUCACAAAUAUUGUAAUGAGACAUUUAUUUGUAAAUAAAAUUUGAAUUUUAUUUUUAAAUAUUGUUUUAUUUUAUUUUCUGGAUUGUAAAAAUGUAUCGUAACAGUCAUUAUAAAUAUGUUACCUUAUUAUUAAAUACAAACUUUAAUGUUUGAGUUUAAAUUGUUGAAUCGUCUCGAUAGUUUGAAUUAAGGUCAAACGAAUUUAUUUAAGAUAUUUAUUGUAUAAUUUUUUAUAUUUGACUGUGGGGUCUAUAAAGCAAAAGAUGUUGAUGAAAAUUUAUAUUUGCUUACUUUCAGGGUUAUUUAAAAACCACAAUAUGUGUAGGUAAUAAUAGAUGUAUAAUAAAAUUUCGAUAGCAAAGUACAGGGGCUAUUUGAUAGUUGGAGUGUAGUAAUCCCCAAAUGUUUAUCAAUGUCAUUAGUGAUCGGCAUACAUAAAAUGAAUUGUGAAUUUUUUUUUUCUUACCAUGGUACUUAAGUUGGCAAAUUUAUCAACCCUCUAAAAAUAAUCUUUUGGAUCGCCACUGAUGAUAUAAAGUGUUAUAUAAAAUAAAUGAUAGAUAAAAGACUUCACCUUUACUAAAUUUAUUAUUAUAACUUGUUUUUAAACAUAAUUUUUUAAUUUUCUGUAAAUAUUUGUAAAGUAAUUUGUUUUUUUAUUUUGUGCAACUUUAAUGUUACCAUUAUUGUAAUAUGUUAUAAUAUAAUACAUUUGUUUUUCAUUUUUAUUUAUACUAAACAUUAAUUUAUUAUAAUUAUUAUUACUUUUUUAAACAUUUACUAUUAACUAC
This is a messenger RNA of Daktulosphaira vitifoliae (grape phylloxera), 5100 nucleotides long. RefSeq lists its product as uncharacterized. Lineage: Eukaryota; Metazoa; Arthropoda; Insecta; Hemiptera; Phylloxeridae. Gene Ontology annotation, cellular component: plasma membrane. The coding region runs from base 576 to 3638 and encodes 1020 amino acids. The record is from RefSeq and is a predicted model, not a curated record. The transcript is spliced from 13 exons. Gene Ontology annotation, molecular function: protein binding.